Molecule: messenger RNA, 2025 nt
Organism: Cyphellophora europaea CBS 101466
Lineage: Eukaryota; Fungi; Ascomycota; Eurotiomycetes; Chaetothyriales; Cyphellophoraceae
Exons: 1
Coding region: 1-2025 (674 amino acids)
Source: RefSeq, a predicted model, not a curated record
AUGGCUCAUCCACCUCAUCACGCACCGCAAGCACCCAACCGGCCCGCUGAGGUGAUCGUCGUCGGCGCAGGCUGGGGCGGCCUCGCUGCUGCCAGCACCUACGAACGCCUGGCACGUCUCCUCAACCGCUCUAUCAACCUCAGCAUCAUCGACGCACACUCCGCCGCCGGUGGCGUCUGGUCACCUGACCGCCUGUACCCCGGCCUGUACGCGCAUACGCCCACCGGCCUCUUUGAGUACGGCGACGCCACCAUGGUCGAUGCAGAGCACCCUAGAUACUCCCCGUUGAGCGGCUACGCGGUGGGCGAGUACCUGCAACGCUACGCACGAGACAAGGGGCUAUGGGAGCGGUGCCACUUCGACGAGCGUGUCGUACGAGUGGUGCGGCGUGGCGACGGUCCGAACACAGGGUGGCACGUCCGCACCGUUCGUGUCGAUGGUGACGGCGACAAGGACGGCGCGGGCACCACCGACUACGAAUGCGACAUCCUCCUCCUCGCCCCCGGCCUCUAUACGCGGCCGCGACCCCUGCCCUCACUACCCUCCCCCGGCACCUCCAACCCUUUUACCGGCAAAUCCUUGCAUUCCACGCAUAUGGGCCGCGAGCUUCCCGCCUUGGUCUCCGACGAUUCCAUUCGCCACGUACUGGUCGUCGGCUCCGCCAAGUCUGCCGCUGAGGCGUGCAGUCUGUUCCUUCCGGGCACCAGCGGGCAGGAGCGUGGCCGCUUCAGCGUGACGUGGCUGGUGGCGCCCAGCCCUAGAGGAAGGGGUGUGACGUUCUUACUGGCCGAUCUUGCGAAUCCGGGGGCGGAGAAGGCACUGACGCGAGCAGCGAGCUGCAUACAUUCAAGCUUGUGGGAUCACGGGGCUGGAGGUAUGUAUGAAUUCUUGCAUUCGGGAAGGUGGCUGGUGGGCAGUUGGCUGGUGGCGAUAUUUUGGGCCCUUUUGGAUUGCAUGGUUGGGUGGUCGGCAAGGAAGGUGUAUGGGAAGAGCGGAAAGGGUGAGGUGGUGCGUCCUAGCGGAGUAAGGACGGGCGUGGAGUGGGAGAUCCUCAAUUGUGUGCAGUUACCGCCCCAUCACGAGCUUGUCAAGGCAUUGAGCAAAGGGGAAGAUGGAAUGGUGGAGAUGAAGAGGGCGCGGGUCAAGGGACUAUCUGGGCGGGAGGCCACCCUCGCGGAUGAGGCGGGAAGGGAAGAGGGCGUGCCCUGCGACGCUGUACUGUGGUGCACGGGUUGGCUGCCGAGUGUGGACUUCUUCGAAGGAGAGGAACGCGAGAGGAUGGGCGCACCCAUGCCGCUCGAAGGAACGGACACUAAACAGGUCUACUUGAACAGCGACAUCAAUCUGACCAACUCAUCCAUGGUCGCCGCUGCGGAUAAGAGAGUCAUGGAGCUCUUCCCGCGCCUCAAAGACCCGCAUCCGCCGCCUGACCGUCCGCCCAAACACACCCCCUAUGCUCUGUUUCGGAACAUCAUCUCGCCCUGGUGCCUCACCCACGACGAUCGAUCAAUAGCCUUUGUCGACAUGAGCGCCACCGGCGCGACCGCCAUCGCCGCCCAGUUGAGUGCGCUCUGGGCCGCGGCUUGGUGUCAGGGAAUGCUUGAUCGCAAAGCUGUGCUUGGCCUGGACACAGGCACAACGAAUCUAGAGCAUAGAGCGGACGUAGCCGAAGAUGCCAUCGAGAGGGAGGCUUACUGGCAGACGGCCCAGGAGAUGGCAUUCCUGCGGCGGCGGUGGGGUGAGAAGCAGAGCCAGGACCUGCAUCUUGGCCCAGCUGUGCAGGCGUAUGCGGACCGGCUGUGUCUGGAUUUGGAGGUCAAAGUCGAGAGAAAGCGGACAGGGAAAGAGCAGGGCUUCAGACAAAGCUGGCGGGCUUGGGCGAGAGAAUGGUUCGAAGGGUAUGAGGCGAAAGAUUACGAAGGUGUGGUGGAGGAGUUUUUCGAGCGCUGGAAGAAGCGGGAGGGCAGGAGGGAGGGGGAGAGAAAAGGAGACAGCUUGAAGCUUGUCAACGGCGCUGAUGAUUAG